Molecule: messenger RNA, 3156 nt
Organism: Microplitis demolitor
Lineage: Eukaryota; Metazoa; Arthropoda; Insecta; Hymenoptera; Braconidae
Product: neprilysin-2
Exons: 8
Coding region: 627-2141 (504 amino acids)
Biological process (GO): protein processing
Cellular component (GO): plasma membrane
Molecular function (GO): metalloendopeptidase activity
Source: RefSeq, a predicted model, not a curated record
GAUGAAAAUUAUCAAUAACAUGAAGCUUUGGUCAAAUCAAGGCAUCGUUGUUGUAUCGAAGCCAUACCGAAUAAAAUAAAUUAUAAAGUUAAAUAAAAUGAGGGCAAGUUGGUUCAUAUUAUUUCUCUCAGUAAUGGCGGCUGAACAUGUGAACGACAAAAUAAAAUAUCAAAAAUCGUUGAAUCGCAUAAUAAAUGUAUUACUAAAACGUUUAGGAAUAAUUUAAUAUUUUCUUGAUAUAAUUUGCUAUUUGAUUGAUAAGAAAUGCGAAUGAAUUAGCAAUAAAAGUAAUAAUACAGCAAUUUUUCAGAUUAACAUAUAGUAUUAAUUACUAUUUUGUAAUUUUUACUAUACAUUUAGUAAUAAAAAGUAAAAGUAAUGCUCUUACUGAUAUGUAUUAGAAUUUCUUACUAAAAUGUGUUAAAUAUUAAAAUAUUUGUGAGACUCGUUUUCUCCAUGUAUUGAAAAUCGAAAUUCAUGUUAUUUCCCGUAAUUACAAACGAGAAAAAUUUCAAUUAUUAAGUGUCAAAGGAACCGCGUUUUGAUUACGCCCGGCAUCUCCUUAUAUUUUCAUAUUUACAGCAAUUUACGACUCCUGUACCACACGCCAGUGUUUUCUGGAUCUCAUGGAAUUCGAGCUUAAAAUAUUUAAUAACAUCAACAUGAGCGUUGACCCCUGUGACAAUUUUUAUGAAUUCGCUUGUGGCAAUUUUGACAAUAAUCCUUCUGAUCUUGUUCAACAGAAAGAGCAUAGAAAUUUUUUUGAGGUUUCUGAUAUUUUCGACCGAAUGGAACAUUUAAUACAGACGAGUGAUUCAUCUCAUCUAUCUCGACCUUUUAAUUUAUUGAAAAAUUACAUGACCGCCUGUUGUAAUAUGAAUAACAAUCAUGUGUAUUCAUACAACAAAUUGGAUUAUUUGAAUGAAUUGAUAUCUAAAUUAGGCGGCUGGCCGCUACUACAAGGUGACAAAUGGAACGAGACUAAUUUCGAUUGGAUUGAUUUUGUUCACAAAGCGCAAGAAAAUGGUGUUGAUUAUGAUGUUUUUAUAAUUAAAGGGCUAUGGCAUCACGGAAACUUUACGCAAUUUUUAUCUUUGUCUCCCCCAAACGUCGAACUUGACCAUAAAGAAGACAAUAAACUAAAUUUUGAUAAGUUGACGGCUUAUGUUAAUUUUGUAACCGAUGUUGCUGAAUUUCUGGGAGCUAACAGAACACUAACUAAAAGAGGACUCAAGAAAUCAGUAAUAUUUGAAAUGAAACUUUACAAUAUAAGCAAUAAUAAUAAUACAUUUUCAUUAACUAAUGGAAAUAAAACUUACGGAAUGUCUGUGAAAGAAGCGAUUGAAAAAUGGCCGUGUAUUGAUUGGAUUAAGUUAUUAAAUCCACCAAUGCUGCCGCGACCCUACUUUACAAAUGAAUCGAUAAUUUUUAUUCAAAAUCGCGACUUUAUAACAAGAUUUGAAAAAUUGCUUAAAAAAACUCCCAAAAAAGUGUUAGCCAAUUACGCAAUGUGGAAGACAAUUCAAAACUUGAUUCCCUUUGUCCACUCUACGACUCUAAUUAGAUUAUUGAGUACUUAUUACCAAACAGUACGUCUCCCGUCAGUUUUUCAACUGCCUUCAUGUUCCUCAAGUUUACAAGAUAGUUUGAAAGAAUUGAAGUUGUCUCACUAUGUACAUCAUUACCCACUUGACGGUAAAGUGAAGAGUCGCGUUAAUCUGAUGGCUCUAGAUGUUCGUCAAAAAUUAAUAAGUAUCAUAAACAGGACAAAUACCUUGGAUGAUGAAUCCCGAAAUAAACUCAUUAGAGACAUUGAUUCUAUAGAAUUAAUCCUUGGUUAUCCUGAGGUAUUGUUGGAUGACAAAAAAAUGGAAGAGUAUUACCAAGGACUCGAAAUUACGUCUGCUGAUUUCUUAAAGAGUUUUUACAAUGCUCUGGUAUUUAAAUUCAAUAAACAAUUCGUUGCAGCUUUGAAGCCAAGUGAUGAAGUUAGUUGGAAGGAUAUACUGAAUAACAAGAUUGUGACAACUUCGAAUGGUUUCAACAUUAAACACUCUCAUAUAAUUGUUCUAGGUAUUCUAAUUCUCGAAAUUUUUUUUUUAACAUCAAUCGCCCAAAUUAUUCAAAUUAUGGUUUGCUAGGAUACAUUAUUGGCCACGAAAUAGGGCAUUCUGUUGAUUACUAAAAAAUAUUUAUUGAUGAUUACGGAUUUGAGCGCGACCGAUGGAGUAAAGUUUCUAAAGAUCAAUUUCAUGAAAAAGAAAAGUGUCUCAUUGAACAACUUAGUAACUUCACUGUUAGAGGAACUGAACAAAAACUGGACGGUAAAUUUUUGCUAGCAGAAAAUUUUGCUGACCACAUUGGCAUAAGAACCGCUUAUUCAGCCUAUCAAGAUUGGGUCAAAGUACAUGGAACGGAACCAAUAUUUCCUAACUUGCCUUAUAAUUCCAAUCAAUUGUUUUGGCUGUCUUACGCGAAUCAAGAAUGCGCAUCGACGUUGGUAUUAGGAAAGCUGAAUGAAAAGGAUCCACAUCCUCCGAAAGAUAAACGUGUUAUCGUACCACUUUCGAAUACUCCUGAAUUUUCGAAAGAUUUCAACUGUCCCCUAGGAUCGAAAAUGAAUCCUGUUAAAAAAUGUAGCAUAUUUGAAUAGAAAUUCCACGUGAACUUUAUCUCAGCUGACAUGUAUGAACUAACUCGUAUUUAUAAAUUAUUAAAAAAAUAAAACGCGGAAAGUAGUGUAAGAAAAAGCUAAAUGUUAGUAAGAUACAACUAGUGUCUUUGUGUGCUCGUGUAUCAUAUACAAAGAUGAAUUGAUACCAAAAUUUUGAUCACAGUCUCCAACUCCUAGAUUUUUUCCACUUGAUAAGCAGGUUAUUGAACCACUUUCAAACAUCUUAGAGUUUUUAAAAGACUCUAAGUGUCCCUAACGGUCUUCGAUGAGUCCCAAAAACAAAUGCAUUGUUCUCUAGUGUAGAAUUAUCCGGAGAUCAAAACUUAUUGUUAUCAAAAAAAUUAUUAUGCAAUAAAAUGAUUUUAUAAAAAGAAAAAUAUCUAAAUUACGUCAUUCGCAAAAUUUAACACUUUCUCCUUUUGGAAAAUACAUGGAGAAAUACAUACUCCAUAUAAAUAAAUUAUGGUAUAUAUAACUAUCAA